AUGAAGGGACUCGGCCAAGAAAAAAGGAAACCAGAGAAAAAAAGUAGCAAUCCUGUGACUGAUUUGGGGAAUUUGUGUGAUGUUACUAUUAGCCCCUCGAAGGAGCUUGAGUUGGCAGAAGGGAGACAACUCACGACUGAUUUGGGGGUUUUCUCAAAACCCCAAGGCGGUGGUGGCUGGCCUAGAACAGCCACAAGGGGAUCAUGA
Prunus armeniaca (apricot) is the source of this 207-nucleotide messenger RNA. Lineage: Eukaryota; Viridiplantae; Streptophyta; Magnoliopsida; Rosales; Rosaceae. The record is from the annotation of a GenBank genome assembly.